Molecule: messenger RNA, 1146 nt
Organism: Diabrotica balteata
Lineage: Eukaryota; Metazoa; Arthropoda; Insecta; Coleoptera; Chrysomelidae
Source: the annotation of a GenBank genome assembly
CUUAACCAAACUUUUUAAAAAUGUCAGAAAAAGGCGACAGUGAUGAGGACUUACCACAAUUAUCAGCAGAAACAUUUGCUGCCCUACAAGAAUUUUAUAAAGAAGAAGAGGAAAGAGAACAUAAUAUCAAUUUACUAACCGAUCAAAAAGAUGUCACGCUUAAAGAAGAUUGGCAACUUAGUCAGUUUUGGUACAAUCAGGAUACUAUUGAUAUUCUAGUAAAAUUGACAUUAAAAUCUGUUGGAGAUAAUGCAAAGAUAGCUCUUAUUUCCUGCCCUUCUUUAUAUAAAACUAUGAAAAAAGUGGGAAAAGGCUGUGAAAUUACGCUUUAUGAAUAUGAUAAAAGGUUCUCUGCAUAUGGAGCAGAUUAUGUAUUUUAUGACUACAAAUCACCUUUAAGUAUACCUCGAGACAAAUCGGAUUAUUAUGAUAUAGUGUUAGCUGAUCCUCCAUUCCUUUCUGAUGAAUGCCUCACAAAAACUGCCCUUACUAUAAGAUUCUUAACCAAAAGCAAAAUAGUACUGUGUACAGGUGCAGUAAUGGAAGAUUUACUUAAGAGACUUCUGGAUUUAAGGAAAACCAGUUUUGAACCCAAACAUGAAAAUAAUCUAGCAAAUGAAUUCUGUUGUUUUACAAAUUUUGAUUUGGAUUCACUUUUAUAAUAUUUCAUAAAAUUAAUGCUCAAAUUGCAAAGCAAAUUUUAUAUAUACAGGUAUAGAAAAAUAUAUUUGUUAGUUUUUGAUAACUUAUCAUUAACUUUUAUCAACACAAUUACAAAAUAUGAAAUACAAGUAUUAUGUAAAUAUGUGAGAUUCUUUAGUUGAAUUCAUAUAAAACAGAUAAGUUUAUAGAAAUUUGCUGAUCAUUGAAGAUCUGUCCCAAAUAAUAUUGUAUGUGGACAUAUCCAACCUUAUAAUAAACAAAAAAAAACAUUUUAUUUAGUUUGAAAACAAUAUAUUUUUUUAUGUUAAAUCAAUGGCAAAUAUGUUAAUAUGUCAUUUUGGUAAUACCUAUAAUUAUAAUACUUAUGUUGGUACAAUUUGCUUUCAAUCAAUAUACAAUUCACAAGGAAACUAAGUUCCUGUAGCCUGGCUGAAUACCAUGUAUCACAAAAAUUUAUUUAAAAUUCCUUUAUAAAAGGUAUAU